GGGCUGGCACGGCAGGGGAAGAUGGCGGCCGUCGGCGGGGGCGGCGCCGCGGUGUCGGUGUUGGCGCCCAGCGGGCGGCGGGUCACGGUGCGGGUGGGGCCCGGCACGGUCCUGCUCCAGGUCCUCGAGGAGGUCUGCAGGAAGCAGGGUGGCAGCCCUGGCGAGUACGGCCUGAAGUUUCAGAGGAAUGUGUUGGACCUGUCUUUGCAGUGGAGAUUUGCUAGGCUGCCCAACAAUGCCAAACUGGAGAUGGUGCCAGUCUCCAGCAGAGCAGGAGCUGGAACCACGGUUCGGAUAGCAUUACAGCUGGACGAUGGCUCCCGUUUGCAAGACACCUUCCUCUGUCAGCAGACCUUGUGGGAACUUCUCAACCAUUUUGCAAAGAUCAGGGAGUUGAUGGAACAGGAUGGUGAAUUGUCUCCAGUCUGUAUUUACAUGCGGGAUGAGAUAUCAGGAAAAGAUGCCCUGGAGAAGACAACACUGAAAUCGCUUGGCCUGAUUGGAGGCAAUGCCAUUAUCAGAGUUGUCAUGAAGAAAUGCAGUUCGUCUGGUGGGGAGGAAGUUCUGGGUGCCAUGGUGCCUUGCAAUGAGCCAACAGUGAGGCGAGGCUCUAUGGAAGAAGCUGUGGAUGUGCCUCUACCUCAAGCAAACACAUUUCCAAAGGACUUGGAGCACAGGGAUGUGGCUAUGUCUUUAAACAGCUGCACACACAAGCAAGACUCGAUUAAAGAUUCUCAUACUAGCUUGGAGGAACUGUGGCAUUCCCCAGAGCCUGAGCCUACUCCAUUUGUCCCUUUUUCUGGAGAUGGAGAGCAUCUGGGGGACUCUCCUGUAGCUGUACCACGUUCAAAGCUGCCAACAACUUUUUCCAGCCCUGGAGGUCCUUCUAAGCCAAAGAAGUCUAAGAACAGCCAAGAACUGCAAAAGGAGCAAGAACAGCUUGUGGAACGUGAGCCCCUUAUCUGUCACCUAGACCUACUGGAACAACUUCCUGAUGGCCCAGAAGAGCUUCCUGAUGAAUUUUUUGAAGUCACAGUGGAUGAUGUACGGAAACGUUUGGCACAGCUGCAGAAUGAGAGGAAACUCCUGGAGGAAGCUCCACUGAUGACAAAGUCCUUGAAGGAGUCCCAGCUGAAGGAGAAGUUGGAGCGUUAUCCCAAGGUGGUGGUGAGAGUUCGUUUUCCAGACCGCCAUGUUCUGCAGGGCUUCUUCCAUCCCACUGAGACGGUUGGCGUUUUGAGACACUUUGUAAGAAGCCAUCUUGCUGAUGCAGAGUUGCCAUUUUACUUGUUUGUUGCACCUCCCAGAAUCAUCUUGAACGAUGAAAGUCUGACGCUGUUUGAGUGCACAUCUCGUGUUUCUCUGGAUGUCUCCUGAAACAUGACUUUUUCAGUAAAACACCACAGGAAUAAUUACAUCUCAUUGUCUUUGAAAUAUAAAACCUAAUGGCAGGAAUUUUGUUUAAUUUACUGCAUUAAAGCCUUUGUUCUGUACCUGGCACCAUUACUGGUGCUUGUUAUACGUGUGGCAAUUUCCUGGUUUCCUCGUUGUGACAUUUACUGUGAAAUUCAUUCUUUGUGGCAGCUCCCUGAGACAUGAACACAUGUUAAAUUAGUGCUCUUUGAAGACUUGGAGGUGCCUUACAGCCCAGUCUUAGGGACUUCAUUAGAAAUCACAGCUUUGUGAAGAAGCUGGUCGAUUUUAGUGUCAGACAUCUUCAGUCUGCAGUGGCUUUCUGUGGAUUGCAGUGCUUGCUGAGGCACAUGGCAAAGGUGCAAAACCUUGACUUUGAUACAGAGCUGGGACUGCUCAAGAUGCUAUGCUCAAAAGUGGAAAAUUCUUUGCAAAUGGACUGCUUUAAGGAAAAUAUUUUUUCUCAUUUCUCAUAUCCUCUCAUGAGGAUAUCAUAUCCUCAUAUCCUCUCAUGAUGUCACCAUGAAAGAAGAAUAACAUCCAACUAAGAUAAAGGGUGUCAAAUCCAAAGCUGAUUUAAGAUAUGUUUUUAUUCAUGCCACAUGUAAUCACACCAUAGUCAAAUUAAGCUAGUGGUUAUGUUGAGAAUUUGGGUGUAAUUAAAGUAAAGUGGAGCUUUUAAGCAUGAUCUUAACUAUACAGAGUCUGUACAAUUACUUGCCAAAUGUGGAAAGCAAGUAAAAUCUCAUCCUUAGAAUAUUUUUUAGGGAUUAUUACAUGACAUUACUAAAAGAUUACUAUCACAUUAGUUAACAGUUGCAUGAUUUUGCAUUUUUGGCUUAUCCGGCUAGCUCUGCAUAGAUAAAUGUGAUGAGGUGCAGGGAAAAUAAUUUGACCUUCAUAUGCAGCUCGGUGAGCUCUUGUGUUGAUCAUUAUGGCUUUGGAGCAAAGUCUUAAGGUGGUGAAAUCAUCAGCUCAUUACUGAAUAGCAGUCAAAUUGAAAACCACCUCCUUCCAAAAGCAAAGUAUUCAGAACAAAAUCGAGAACGUCGCUGUGUAUGGACCAGGGUUUGUCUCAAUAACAUCCAGAUCUGGUCUCACAUCUCCAAAAGGAACUGGUGAAGGUGCAGAGAAGAGGAAUGACAUUCAUCAGAGACAUUCUGCAAUGUCUCCUGUCCAAAGAAAGACUGAACAGGUUAGGACUUGCCAGUCUGUUAAAGCUGUGACUGGAAAGGGAAUAACAUGCCAAGGAGAAGCUGGAAUGUGUUGAGUUCUUGAGUAUGAGUGAGUGGCACCAAGUGAGGCACGCAGGAGCUAGAAGAGAUGGAAGGUAGUUGUUCGUGUGUCAGAAAACUGAGGCACAGAAUCCUUUUCACGGGGAGCUGUAUACUGAAAGGAUAUACUGAUUUGAGAGAAGUUCGGACAAGUUCAAGGAAGAUACUUAGUAAGUGUGUCUUAAUAUAUAGAAACCUUUUCAAGAAGCUUCUAAACUGGAAAUCGUUGCUAGCUAAUCACUUACAAGCAAGGAUACUCUUUUCUGUUCAUCUAGUUUUUGUUCACUGUUAGGGUUGUGGCUGGAUUGAGUGGACUUCUGCUCUGCCUAUGGUUCUUCUGUCCUUGGGAGAGCUGUGUUUAAUGCCAGUGGCUGUGUGGCCUGUGUCCCUUGCUGGGGGCCCUUCAGCCCUUUUAGGUCACGGUCUGUUAUGGCAGGAAUGAUUCUGUGUGUUUAUAAACAUUUUACUUGGAUGAAGCAUCAAACAUGAAAGAAACAAUUCCUGAUGAGAACUUGUCAUGCUUUUCUGAUUACCCAAACUGCUGUCAAAGACCACAGAACUCUGACCUGUGAGGAUGGUGCGUUAUCCCUGUUUGGCCUGGCUGAUUGUGGGAGAAGCUUUGCUGUUGUUAACCAAUGUAAAUCCUUAUUCCUCUUAAACUUUCACCACGUUAGUGCAGGCUCCACGCCAUAAUUUUUCUGCUUGGGUAAGUUUUCCCUUCUGCUGGGGUCUGGGUGCCUGGGAGAAAGGGGCUGAAGGGCCUUUCUGCUCUGUGGAAAUGGCUCCAGCUGUGAUGUCCAUGCCUGCUGUGUCAUUGUUUGGUGCCGUGUUUGGAGGUGUCUGUUCCCAGUGACGCUGCACUGCCUGAGCCUUGGGGCUCUCAGUAGAAAUAAGAAUGAAAGAGGCAAUCUCUGGUGCUGGGGUAGGAGGGGCAGCACUGUGGGUGGGACCUGCUCACUCCUUCUCACAUGAGGUUGUGGCCUUCCAAACGGAGAAAUCUUCAGCCUGGGAAGAGGUUUGUGUGGGCCAAGGGUCCCUAGUGGCUGUGAAACCAAGUGCUGUAGAGCUGGCUGCAGUGCUUGGCUGUGCCUUGGAUGGGGGUAGGCUCUGUGCAGGGGGGUUUGUGGAGACCUUUCCCUUUUCAUUCAUCUUGUGGUCCAUGGAAGGGAAACAUCUUGUACUUUAGUCAGAGAUCCCCUUCUGUUUCCUGAUCUGGAAGGAGGGAGGUGAAAGGACAAAGCUGCUCUGUAAAGACAGGAGAGAGAUGGUUAAGGUACUUGGAAAAAUAAUGUGCCUUUGGGGCUGGGGAUAGAGGAGCUUUUGCUCUAAGGUGACCUGGCAGCACGCAGCACCCCUGUAGUGAGAAAGCUUGUUCUGGAAUAGCAGUGUUGUGGUGCAGAUGAUGUGACUGUGAAUGAAGUGCUGUGGACUAUGCAGGUCUUCAGAUGUCGUAGGAAAAAGAGAGCUUGGGUAAAGUAACAGUACAGCUAAUUGCUUAAGUUUUUUUUAAGUAUCUUUGUUGGAUUUGGAGGAUGGUGUCAGGUUUGGGAAGAAGUUUGUCUUUAGUGGUAAUACAUCUCUUUAAGGGUUCAGGUUGUAUCAUGCAACUGCCAAAUUUGUCACUUUUGCCCCAAAUGCUGCAUGUCAGUUGUGGUAGCUGUGCCUCUUGGCACUUGAUGUGCUCCCCUUGCAGAAAUGCCUGCACAUAGCCUCUUGAUUUUUCCAAAGAAGGUACUACCAUAGUGUGUCUAGCCAUUCUGGAUUUUUUUCCAACAUUUAAUUUUCAUGUUAUCCCAUGUCCUAAGUUAGCAGUAGGUUAUCCUCCACUCUAAAGACUGUUUUGGUAAGGAAAAAUGGAUGGUGUCUGAGGCAGUAAUGUGAGCAUAUAUGAGCAUUCAGAUAUUUAUAAAUUACUGAAAUUUGUGCUGAAGCCAAUAGCAGAAGUGACUGCAGAUGGUGGAAUACCAUAUUACCAAUACUUCUGCUCUUUCCACCCUCUCCCUCCAUUCAAGCUGACAAGUUUGGCACCACAUUCAUUACAUUUGAUCACUUACAAUGAAGGGAGAACCUUUACGCUGCUAGCAAAACCAGGAAAAAAGACAACUGUUGCGGACUUGUUUGCCAAGAUACUUGGAAUGAAAGAACUGUCUGAAGUGAAUGCUCCCAAAAUCUGUGUGUAUUUACAGUAUAGUGAACACACAAAUUGGCAGCAAUGUGGAGUUUUUGGAACCCAUAAAGACUUCAAGGCUUUGCUUUGAUUUUUUGUUGUUGCUGUUUUUGCUGGCGGCCUUCUCCUCAUGUCCCUUGAAGUGUUUUAUAAUGUUCUGCUCUCCAGAGCUGAUCAACCACAGGCUUCCCUGUUGUAGCACUUGGCUUUGGGUUCCUUGUAGCUUCAGUGGCUUGUUUGUGUUUUUUCUAGGCUUCCUGAGCUUUUCAGAGUUGCUUCUUAGCUUCUUUCUCCUCCCAGAAACAGGCAGUUUUGUAGUGCAUUUCUGGGGUGGGUUAGUGGAAAAAAAAUCAUCGAUUGCUGUGUUAAUACUAGGAAAGAUUUAGCGGAAAAUAGAAGUACCAGUCACUGGAAAAGUCGAGGCAGCAGAGAGGGCAGGAGGCCAUCCUUCUCUACAGAGGAGCUGAAGGAAUCUACAGGCUUCCACAUAAAUACUUAGGUCCUCUAGUCAGAUCUUAGAGUGCCCUGAGUGUUUCCUUUGUCACAUACCAUGAGGCAGAAAUCCAGAUGAGCUGUUUGUUCCUUUCUUUGCCUUUGGUUCUCUUUCCAUAUCUUAUUUGUUAAUGCCAUUUUGGGCAGUAUGUCUGGCAUGUUUGUUCAGUGAACCUGACUACGACUUGGGCAGCAUGAAGCCUUCUCCUUUGGCAAGAGUCAAAUGCAAUUUCAGAAAAAAUUACUUCAUCAGAGUCAGUCCAUCAGAGGCAUUUCCUGUGGCAGGCCUUGUGGUUAUUGCACUCACUGGCAAAGAAAAUUGCAAUUAAUACUGAAAUUCAUCCAGCACAGAGGAUGGCAUUCACCUAAAAGUCUUCGUCUUCUCCAUCCAGGAUUUUAUCAUCUGACUGCAUUCAGUAGCAAUCUCACCUCUUUGUGAUGAGGUCUGUUACUUAUGCUUGUCUCAUGAUGCUGGCUUCCAGGACAGCUAGGUUCUUCAGUCCAAUGAGAGGCUCCUUGCACAACUGAAUUUGGAGUCGAAAUCCUGCCCAAAAUGUUCACUGCUACUGUCGGUUUUGAAGGCCAGAUCUUUCUGGUCUCAGCUAUCAAGGUGUCAGUGAAUGCUCUUUGUACUUGGAUGCCUUCAUAAGUAGCCUUCUCAAAACAGUGUUUUUAAAUCUUAUCUUUGCCUUAUGAAUUUUAAAGGUGCCCUGCCCUAGCUGGAUCAGAUCUCCUCCAUGUUGGCAACAGAACAUCCAUCUCUUCUGGCAGUUGAAGCCCACAUUGGGCAGCUUUGUUCUCAGGUUAUAAACUUGAACCGCUUGAUCUGCCUCUUUCACCAUGGCUGUGGUGUUUAUUUCUGUCUCAGCAAUGCUGUGCAGUCUUGCUGGAGAAACUUUUGAUCCACUGCCUUGCAGUUGAAUUUUCCAAGAGCUAGUUUAUGUGUUUGGGGCGUGUGUACUAUGCAGUAUUUCAUGCUGGUAGCUUGGGUUUCUCCUUCCAUGCGCGUGUUCCUUUGAAGUGCUUAUGUUCUUAUUCAUCUUCCUAACAUCAGUCUAACAGCAGACCUGUGGCACUCUGAUCUUCUCAGAUUGUGUAACGGAAAGAAUGCUGCUCCUUCUGGCAGCUGCAAGUUCCCUUCAGCAGCAGCCUCUGCCUGGUCUGGCAGCAGUGCUGUCAGGGAAGAGAGCAGCUUCCCGAGAAUAAUGUGCAUCAUCUGCAAUGCUCUGUUCUAGGAUUUUUUUGCGUAUGUAUGUCUGAGAAACAGGAAGCAUUGAGGUGUUAUUUGGGAAGGGUUCUGCCUGCAGUAUUUUCUGUGUUUUCUAGAGAACAAGUUACUCAAACAUGCAGUUAAACAAAGCAGGAAUGUCUCUCUGCUGUAUCACAGCUGGAUUCACCAGGGACUGUUGUUCUGAAGUGGAUAUUUUUAUCGUGGAAUGUGAGAUGCAGCAGCCCCAUGUGCCACUCCACAGCCAGGCUGCCGUGCCCUCGCAAACCACGCUCCCCACCGCAGUGUCCGAGGAGCUGCUCGCUAUCUCUGAUUGAAACGGUAUCAUUUCAGUUGUAGAGUUUCAGACUUAAUGGGGCUUUAUGAGCAGCAGGUUGGUCUUCAGAUCUCUGAAAUAGAAUGUUUUCAUUUAAACUAGUGCAACUGUACCCUAGCAGAUGGAUGAAGCUGUGUUACAUCUUUUUAAAAUCUGAGGAGAUGGUAAUUUAGAAUGAUACUUAUUAAAUGAGAAGGAUAAUAAGCAGGACAUUGACUUCCUUUUGUCCUUGCCUCACUGACUUUCUAAUCCCUUCAGAAGAAAGCUGUCCUGUGAUUAUGAUCUUGGAUGGAGCUCUUGACACUUGCAUGUUCUCAUUACUGCUGCUGCCAUCCUUUGUGACCUUGAGUAAGUUAUCUCUUUAGGUCUAAGUUUUUCAUCUGUAUAAAAAAGAAAAGGCCCCAAAAACAGAAACAAAACCAGGAAACCCAGAAAAAUAAAAACAACUCACAAACUCAAAGUAUUUUUAUUUACAUCACAUCUAUAUAAUUGCACAAUGGGACACCAUUUUCGGUUGGAUUUCUAGAUAUUGCUCCAGUAAAUCUGAGUGUAUGUUGUAAAUACAUUUUGGACAGUGUGAUUUGAACAUUAUGGUUCAAUAGAUUAAUAGCAUCUAUUUCCCCAGUCAGAAUGGCCAUUUUUUUGGCUGGAAAUCAAAGCAGCAAGGAAGAGAAAUGCUGAGUGUUGGAGUGUAGUAACUGGCUGUUGGCUCAGUCCUAUUGUAGUAAUUCUCUGCAUAUAAGUGAGUGGAGCUUUUUGAGUUACUUGUUGCUUUGAAUAUCCUUUGAUUCUUUUGGUCAACCUGGCAGGCUCCUAAGAGUUCUCAAAAUCUGUUCUGAUUCACAGAUGUUCUUGCAAGAACGCUAUGCAGUGAAGAGCUGCAGAGUUGUUCUAGAAACAUUGUCAGAUGCAUUAGAACAACUGCAAACAUUAGAACAGCUGACUUGAGGAUACAGUUUUCAGGUGAUCGUCUGCCCAGUGUUUGAUCAUUACCUUCAUAGGUGUGUCAGAGAAUGCUGAGGGCUUUGGCUUUGGGCUCGUGUGUUUUUGUGGACAGAAUCUACUAAAACCUUCUCAUCUUUAUGCCCAGACAGUCCUUGGACAAUGGGAUCAUUCGACUGGCCUGCUUUCAUUUUUUUGUAUGAAAAUGCUGCUGAUUUAAAUACUUCAGAUUAUAAAAAUCUCUGGGACAGCGUUAGGUCCUGCCAGUGUGGCUAGAGAAUUCCCAGGUGAGAUAUAGCUGGCUGCCUUAUGUGCUGCACCCUCAGGGAGUGCUGGGAUUGGGGUGGUACCUGACAAUUCCACACAAAGGAAGCUAGACCAAAGGUUCUGUGCAUGAGCCAAUAGUCUGUUUGAAUUGGAGGAAAAAACCUUAUUGGUUGGAGGUUUGGAAAGAGGGGACUCUAUGCUGGCUGACCCCUAGAAAAGGAUAGGGAUGCAGGGAAAGGAGCUAUGGGAAUGACGUUGCAUUCUGUGUGCUGCAGGGCUGCUGUCUAGCUCCUUUAAGUUUCUUUCAAUUAAGAUUUUGAACUAAAACAUUUGAACUGAUGUUUUGCCAGCAGUAGGAAAUGGUUGUGGACAUGGGUUCUGAAACUGUGAGCUAUGGUUACUUGACGACCUGUGAGUAAACAGGGUAGAGGUUUAUAUUGGGGCACAGUCUGUCUAUAUGUUUGUUUGUUGAGUGAGUCUGUCUAGCUCUUGGUCUGUAUUUCUCACUCUCUUUCUCUCUUUGUGCCUCACACAGGCCCUGCCAUGAAUUUUCUCUGACCCCUUGGGGCCAUUCCCACAUAAGGCUUUGAUGUGUGUGCCCAGAGCUUGAUUGACAAGGAAGUUUCAGUGGCAGCAGCAGGGAAACGAAGAGAAAGGGGCAGGGCUUUGAACUAAAGGGCUUUGAGUUCUGAGUUUCUGUGCUUACUUAUCUCCUUCAGAAUGUUAAUUAUUUACCAAGAUAAUUGGUCAGGAGGCAAAAAAAAGAGAGGGGAGGUUAUUAAAAAAUUCCAACACUAACACACUACAAAAACCUCAUUUUCCAACUUGCAGCUGGCAUGAAAAGGAUGUUGUGUGUAAAAGGGCUUGAGCGUAUGUGUGUUGGGGGGGCCUUUUUUUAAGGCACCCAUUUCCUAAAUAGACGAAUGCUGUAGGAACAUCAAAGCUCUUUUGAGAGUUUUUUUCUGGGAUUUCUAAACCAUGUCUGGUACUUUGUAAUUAAAAAAGUUUAUGGAGAGCUGUCUUUGUGACUGGAGCAGGCAACCUUAGGCCCUGUUGAUUGAGGAAUGAAAUGUUAAAAGACCUAAUAAAUAAUUAUUUUGCUAAAAUGUCAGUUCAAUGAUGUGAAUUUGCCUGGAUGCUUUAGCAGGAGCUGAGUCUUGGAGCAGAGUGAUAAAUGUCUCCUGUUUCGGCCUAGCGUGAUGUUGGCUGUGCUGCAUGACACAGUCUCCUGUGGCCUCUGGAUUAAUGUCAGAAAAAUGUGUAAUACCAUAUGCUCAUCUGAAGCUUGUAGGCAGGAAGAGAGGUGAAGUUAUUUCAUUUUUGCCUUCAGUUAAUACAAUUUUGUUAGUCUCCAUAUUAGGCAGCAGUCCACAGCCUCCUCUGUGAAGAUCAGGGUACUUUUGAGUUCUGGUAAUUGCUGUACUGUCCAAGGAUGGGGUCCAAGGACCAUCAUUCCAGUAUCCAGCUUGGGUGAUGGUGGCAACAGAGGCUCAAGAAUACUCCAGAGCAGUCAGUCUGCCCUGCACAGUUCCCAAGUACAUAUGAGUGAUACCAACUGGGGCAGUCACUUGCUUUUAUCUGGUUAUUUAUUUACUUAUUGGAUCAGUCUGACAAGUUUAGUGUUAGUGUUUUGCCAGGGAAAAUGUAGACCAUUAAUUAACAUUUGCUGUCUAGUUUCUGUCUAUAGUGGUACUUAUCUCUUUUACAUCAUGAUGAUUUGGUUUCUUUACCUGUCUUAGUACAAGGUUUUCUAAAAGCUUAACAGAAUUGUUUCAGCUAAUUAUUCUUUAUGUGGUAUUAUACUGGCAUAUAAUGUGUGUAAUAAAUAUGAUGGUUGUUUUUUUCAGAAUCCUUUCUGGAACAGCUAGUUAUGGCAUAUCAUGUUAAUCUUCUGCAUAUCAUACCCUUUUAAAAAUCUCAGCCUGAGCUUGUCAGUAGUGUCUGUUUUUAGAAUGAAAUUUAACAACUUUUACUCUCUUGCUCUGUGUUUCUUUUGUGAACACUUGGAUUAACACUGGGUGGUGGUAUAGUGCUUUAUAAUGGAUCACUGAGGUUUCUUGAAGAGGUAGUGUGGCAUUGAGGUCACUGGAGGUGGCAGAGCAACCUCCCUAGGUAGGUCCCUCCUUUAUACCUACAGGUGCAUUUGUGAUUCUUCAAUUGAGCAGGGGGUGUGUGAGUCCAGUUUCACAGUUUCUCUGGUGCCCAGAAAAGGACCAAAAGAUAAUGAAAUGACCUGCAUUUGACAUAUGGGGAGAGGUAGAGAGGUAGUCAAGGCUGUUCAGCCUGGAAAAAAAGAAGCUCUAUGGGGUCUUGUCAAUGUGUGUAGUAGAAGAGACAGAAAACAGCAAGGAGUAUGGUCCAGAGUUCUUAGCAGUGCCCUGUAAAAGGACAAGAGGAAAUGGACACAAAUUACAGGGAUUGCCACUGAAAUAAAAGGAAAAAAAAACCAACCAAAAAACACCAAACCCACUGGAUAGAAAAAAAAUGUUUGAAUAUGGCAAUUAUUCUGAUAAGUAGGAACUAGGAAUUCAGGUUGGAUUUAUAAAAGGAAAUACUUAAUCCUGGAAAGGUGGUGAAACUGGAUAAAUUUUAACUAUAGACAGGGUGUAAUAAAAUGAUUUAGAAUCGCUUUUGGAAGGGCAUAGCUGGAUUUUUCUUCUCUUGGUGUCAGCCACUCAGAUCUUAGAAGAAUCUUCAUCAUAUUGAUGUUAUCUGAUCAGCAGUGGAGAAUCUUGGUGCAAUACAAUGGCCUGAGAUAUGGGGACAGAGGAGAAGAGAUGGCAGGGCAUUCCUGCAGUGAGCGCUUGCUGUGGAGGUCUCAUCACCUGUUUAGUACAUCACAAGUUUAAGUUUUCCUGAAUUACAGACAGUUAGUGACCUUGGCUUGAACUCCAUGAAUGUGUCUGUAGCUGUCUAACCUGCCUCUAAAGUUGACAGUGAAUGUGAAAGCAUCUAGAGGCAGUGAUACCUUCUUUUCCCCUUUU
Molecule: messenger RNA, 11083 nt
Organism: Passer montanus (Eurasian tree sparrow)
Lineage: Eukaryota; Metazoa; Chordata; Aves; Passeriformes; Passeridae
Gene: ASPSCR1
Product: ASPSCR1 tether for SLC2A4, UBX domain containing
Exons: 13
Coding region: 22-1377 (451 amino acids)
Molecular function (GO): protein binding
Source: RefSeq, a predicted model, not a curated record